UAGAAGUAUCCUCUGAUACUCAGCCUACAACUGGUGCGCUAUCGCGUUUGGACGCACAAUUACGCACGGCUGCAAUUUAAGCUGCACAGUCCAUUUUCUAAGGACUGCUUUACUCUGAUGCAUUUUGCAGUAUUUAGAAGACAUCUUUCUUGCUGUCUUUCGUGUAUGAGGAUUUCCACCUUUUAAGUCUGCAGAAAGUGGUGAGCAGUGCGGAGGCAGGGAAUAUGAUCCACGCGUAAACUUCUGUUCAGGCUCUCUUAGUUUCUAUCCGCUCACCAUCUUUAAAAAUGCAAAUCCUCCUGUGCACAGCUGUGCUCCUGUACCUCAGGGAGUCUGCCAGCGCUGAGCCUAAAGACAAGUGUCCCACGCGGUGCGAUGUGAGUACCUGUCCGAGUCCUAGCUGCCCCAGCGGCUACGUCCCAGACCGCUGCAACUGCUGCCUGGUGUGCGCGCAGGGAGAGGGCGAGCCGUGUGGCCGUAAGGACGACCUGCCGUGCGGGGACGGGCUGGAGUGCAAACACCCGGCGGGCAAGCGGCUCUCCAAGGGGUUCUGUCGGUGCAAGUACAGCCACGAAGUGUGCGGCAGCGACGGGAAGACGUACGGCAACGUGUGCCAGCUGAAGGCGACCAGCAGGAAGGCGCAGCAGCAGGGACUGCCGGGCAUCAGCCAGAGCCAGAGGGGACCGUGUGACGCCGGCACAGGUCCUUCACAUGCUGCCAGCCCUCGUUACAAGUUCAACUUUAUAGCUGAUGUGGUGGAGAAAAUUGCUCCUGCUGUGGUCCACAUCGAACUCUUCCUCAGGCAUCCUUUGUUUGGUCGGAACAUCCCUCUGUCGAGUGGAUCUGGGUUUGUAAUGUCAGAUAACGGACUGAUUGUUACCAACGCCCAUGUGGUCUCCAGCACCACACCAGUGUCCGGUCAACAGCAUCUCAAGGUCCAGAUGCAUAAUGGUGAUGUCUAUGAAGCCAGCAUCAAAGACAUUGACAAAAAGUCAGACAUUGCUACAAUCAAAAUCAAUACACAGGAGAAACUGUCUGUAUUGUUUCUGGGCCACAGUGCAGACCUGAGACCCGGGGAGUUUGUGGUUGCAAUCGGCAGCCCCUUUGCUCUGCAGAACACCGUCACCACCGGCAUUGUCAGCACUGCCCAGAGAGAUGGCAAGGAGCUAGGCCUCAGGGACUCCGACAUGGACUACAUCCAAACUGAUGCUAUUAUCAAUUAUGGGAAUUCAGGGGGACCUCUUGUCAAUCUGGAUGGGGAGGUGAUUGGCAUCAACACCUUGAAGGUUGCAGCAGGAAUCUCAUUUGCAAUUCCCUCGGACCGAAUAACUCGUUUCCUUAAUGACUCACUUGACAAGCACAGCAAAGAUGUGAGGUCAAUAAAAAAGCGUUUCAUUGGAAUCAGGAUGUUGACCAUCACACCAACGUUAAUUGAAGAGCUAAAACAGCAGAAUCCAGACUUCCCCAAUGUUACCAGUGGGAUUUAUGUCCAUGAGGUCGUUCCUCACUCACCUGCACAGAAAGGUGGUAUCAAAGAUGGUGACAUUAUUGUGAAACUGAAUGGCAAACCUUUGAUGGCCACUGCUGAUCUGCAGGGGGCGCUGCAGGAGGAGACAGCCCUACUGCUGGAGGUCAGGAGGGACAAUGACGACCUGCUCUUCAACAUCGAACCUGAUGUUAUCAUGCAGUAGAAAUGGGAAGCACCGCUCUCAUGCAGAGUUAGACCAACAUUAAAGGCCCUAUUUUUGUGAAAGAACACAUUGGAUGGUGGAAGCUUUGCACCAGUGCAGUGAACUUUAAUCAAGCGCACACAUGUUCUGAUACUUUGGUAACUGGCUGUCAACUGUGCCAAAGUAAAAGAAGCCCAUGGACGACAUGGUGCAAUGCAGUCUUGGUAUCAAGGAUUUACACCUGCUCAGACAAGGUCAACAUUGGAACAACUACACACAUGACAUCGCAUUACCCCAAACCCUUUUCAUGUUGAGUUUCCUUUUGAUUUUCACCUUUUUCAACCAGUAGACACAUUUACUGUACAAGUACCUCAAAAAUAUGUUAAUAUGAGUCAAAAAUGGCUGUUAGGCAGUAUGUUAUGGUGCACACCAUGAAAAGAUGAAAGCAGAGUUGAUGAAUAUAUAGUUGAAUUGAUAAAAUUUCUAUUUUUAGAAGGCGAAAAUGACAUACACAUAAAUGAAUACAUUUUGCUCUUAAGCAUUUUUCUGACAGGGGGACAUAGUCACAAGCAUACAUCAAAAAAACUUUCAUGACCCUCUUUAGUAUCCAUACAAGGGUGAAGAGUUGCUCCACUGUUCUAUGACCAGGUUCUCCCCUGGUUCUCUUAAUCUAAAUCCAAGUGAGGUAGUAGUUAGUAGUGAAGAGAGAGCUGAGUCUGAAUAAGCAAAGCUCUUGAUUUACCAGCUGAUCUACUUUUAAACCCUCUUCAAUGGUAUAAGCUUUGAGUGAUGACUAAAAGAAAUGUGGAUAGAAACAUCCAAAAUUAGUUUCCUUUGCAAGGUAGAUUCAGUCAAGUCAAUUUUAAGUCAAGUCAAGUCAAUUUUAUUUAUAAAGCCCAUUAUCACAAAACACAGUUUGCC
This is a messenger RNA of Plectropomus leopardus (leopard coralgrouper), 2591 nucleotides long. RefSeq names its product HtrA serine peptidase 3b (gene htra3b). Gene Ontology annotation, cellular component: extracellular region. Gene Ontology annotation, biological process: proteolysis. The record is from RefSeq and is a predicted model, not a curated record. NCBI's taxonomy places the organism in Eukaryota, Metazoa, Chordata, Actinopteri, Perciformes, Serranidae. Gene Ontology annotation, molecular function: protein binding; serine-type endopeptidase activity.